GCGUGUGGUUCCGCACCUUGAUGCGGCCGUCGCCGGAGGAGAGGGCGAGGAAGUCGGAGGCGGGGCUGAAGGAGGUGAGGAGGUCGCGGAUGGUGGCUAGGGCGGGCGCCAUGGCCCGCGAGUUGGCGGGUGGUCGCCGCGGCGGCGGGAGGGCAGGAGGAGAAGGGUUUAUGCGGCGGCGGCGGCGCGGCGGGCGAGGGUUUUGGUUCGAGCCAGGUCGCGCGCUCGUCUCUGGUUGUAUCUAUCUGGACUCGAGCGCGGCUGAGCCGGACCGAGACGGGCUAGGGUUUUCAAGCCCAGAGCAGCAACCGUUUCGCAACCCGCGAGCCCCAGAAAAGCCAUUCUGCCGCGCCGCGCCGCGCCGCGCCCGCCUCGUCCAACCCGCGCCGCCGCCGGAGAUGGAGCCCAGCGCCGACAAGCUACGCGGCCUCCGCAUCACCUCCCUGGACGACGAAGAAGAAGACGACGAGCCCGAACUGCCCCACCAGCCCCUGCCCGCCGCCGCCGAGGACUACGACGAUGACGACGAGGAAGAGGAGGCGGAAGUCAUGCUCGGUCUGUUGGAGGAGCCGAAGCGCCCGGGCCUCCUCCUCCGGCACCUCUUCCCCAGCAAGGCCGGCGGCAUCCCGGCCUGGUUGGAUCCCGUGAACUUGCCGUCGGGGAACACCUCCUGCUGCGGCUUCUGCGGCGAGCCCCUGCACUUCGUCCUCCAGAUUUAUGCUCCGAUUGGGGACAAUGAGGCGGCGACGUUUCACCGCACCCUGUUCAUGUUCAUGUGCCCGUCGAUGGAGUGCUUGCACCGAGACCAGCACGAGCAGUGGACGCGCAAGCAGGGCAAUCCUCGUAGAAGUGUGAAGGUUUUCCGGUGCCAGCUGCCCCGGAGCAAUGCCUUUUACUCAAGUGAACCUCCCAAACACAAUAACUCUGACAAGCCACUAUGUGCAGGAGCUGCUCUUUGUCAUUGGUGUGGUACAUGGAAAGGUGAUAAAAUAUGUGGUAGCUGCAAGAAAUCACGCUACUGUUCUGAGAAGCAUCAGGCACUGCAUUGGCGCUCUGGUCAUAAAAACGAUUGCCUACAGAUGAUCAAUUCUUCCGAAGCUUCAAGUUCUGUAAUGCCAGCUGUAGGGAAAGUUCCUGCUAGGGCUUCCUGGCCAGAAUAUAAGAUAACAAUUGACUAUGAAGCUGAUUCGGAUUCUGAUAGCUGUGAUGGAGAUGAAAGCAACUCAAAGUCGUUGGUGAUGCAAAAACAUAGUAAACCAGAUGAUUUGAUGCAAUCGUGGAUGGAUCAAUUUGAGGCUGAUGCUGACAACCAGUGUUGGGCACAUUUUGAAGAACGGAUCUCAAGAGAACCAAAGCAAAUAUUGAGAUAUUGUCGAGAACCAAAUGCAAAGCCUUUGUGGGCUUUGUCAGCUGGUCGCCCAUCCAAUGCUGAUAUCCCUUCAUGUGGCUACUGUAAAGGUCCACUAUGCUAUGAAUUUCAGAUAAUGCCACAGUUGCUGUAUUUCUUUGGUGUGAAAAAUGAACCAGACUCUCUUGAUUGGGCUACAAUUGUUGUGUACACGUGUCAAGGAUCAUGUGACCAAAACAUUAGCUACAAGGAAGAAUUUGCAUGGGUUCAGUUAUACCCUACAGCACCCUCACGGCAUUAGUAAUGUUUACGUAAUGUCUGUUCUUCACUGCUUCAGGGACAUCAUCCAUGUGCAUCUCAAGUUGAAGACAUGUGUUCCAAGCGAGAUAGCUUAGGCUUACCUACUAGCAGAGAUUUCAUAAUGGGCCUUUGAUGUUUCCAGAUCUUAAUGAGCCAGCAUAACGCUGUGGUCCCAAAACUCCGAAUGAUCUGAUGCUCGCUGCAUUGGCUCUGGUCGGUUUGGCCACUGUGACCCAUUAGAACCAGACAAGUACUAGUUGUUCAGCAACAUUAGUUUAGUAAUGUGUUUUUUUCCUUGAGACUCUUUUGCUCUUUUUAUAUGGAAUGUCUUUGUCAGUUUUUCGAGUUUAUGUUCAAGUUAGGAAGAUCCAAAGUUUUUCUGUUAUUCUUCUGGUAUAUGCUCUAUAUACAUGUAAAGAGUCUAAUCUCCAUUAUUUUAUCAGUUCAAAUUUUGGUCCA
Messenger RNA from Lolium perenne, 2107 nucleotides. RefSeq lists its product as uncharacterized. Gene Ontology annotation, cellular component: cytoplasm. NCBI's taxonomy places the organism in Eukaryota, Viridiplantae, Streptophyta, Magnoliopsida, Poales, Poaceae. The record is from RefSeq and is a predicted model, not a curated record.